Messenger RNA from Dama dama (fallow deer), 324 nucleotides. RefSeq names its product elongin-C-like. The transcript is spliced from 2 exons. Gene Ontology annotation, biological process: ubiquitin-dependent protein catabolic process. The record is from RefSeq and is a predicted model, not a curated record. Gene Ontology annotation, molecular function: protein-macromolecule adaptor activity. Gene Ontology annotation, cellular component: elongin complex. Bases 46 to 324 code for a protein of 92 amino acids. NCBI's taxonomy places the organism in Eukaryota, Metazoa, Chordata, Mammalia, Artiodactyla, Cervidae.
GAUGGCAAAGAGAAAACCUAUGGUGGUCGUGAGGGCCCUGAUGCCAUGUAUGUCAAAUCAGUAUCUUCCGAUGGUCAUGAAUUUAUUGUAAAAAAAGAACAUGAGCUAACAUCAGGAACAAUUAAAGCCAUGUUGAGUGGUCCAGGUCAGUUUGCUGAGAACGAAAUUAAUAAAGUCAAUUUUAGAGAGAUCUCUUCACAUGUGCUACCAAAAGUAUGCAUGUAUUUCACCUACAAGGUUCAUUCCAUGGAGAUUCCUGAGUUCCCAAUUACACCUGAAAUUGCCCUGGAACUGCUGAUAGCUGGGAACUUCCUAGACUGUUAA